AUGCACAUUCUGUUGAAUUUGUUGAGGAUUGAGAAUUCCACCUCAUCACUCCGACAGCGAAUUGAGGGCCACGAUUCAAUUCUAUUCGUUUUGAUGGUUUUCAAAGAACGGUUUGUACAGUUAUUGCCGGAUAUUAUCAACGUCGCUACGGUAGCAGAGAGUUUGGAAAGCAGUGCGGAAAAAAGUUUGCUGGAAUGUGGCAUUGAGCCCGGUGGCCUGUUCAGUCGCUAUGAAGCUCGGAUUCUCUGCGAAAAUACACCUGAGCUCAACAAGCUGCAGUCAGUGGAAAUCAAUGCACUUUUUGAUCGAGCAGACAGUGAGCACGUUGGACGGGUUACUCUUGCGCAAUUUCUUGCUCAGUAUCACCACCAGAAGCGUCUAAGCGAAGAAGUGAAUUUUAUCACGGAAACUUUCAUGCCGUCGGUCAAUUUAUUUGAAGCACUGGAUUCUUCCCGCACGGGGUUAGCAGUAUUCCUAUUCAGAAUUUAA
This is a messenger RNA of Gongylonema pulchrum, 489 nucleotides long. NCBI's taxonomy places the organism in Eukaryota, Metazoa, Nematoda, Chromadorea, Rhabditida, Gongylonematidae. The record is from the annotation of a GenBank genome assembly.